UAAAAACAAAGCAUCUUAAGCCCCGUCCUCACGUAUCCGGAUUCGUUCGUAUCCGCAAAUAUUUUGUUGCUGUUACGCUUAUCGUCCACACGUAUCCAGCAAAAACGCCUACUGUAACUGCAAACUUUUGAAAACGGUCUCCAGAGUGGAAACAUUUGAAAACGCAUCAAAUCCAGACACGUGAGGACACACUGUAACCGGAAUGAUUAAUAAACGUUGACGUAUAUCGAUGAAAUAUAAUAUGGACCUUAAGUUCUACCGACAGCAAUGCGAACGGCAACGGCAACGUGGGUGAAAAUACGUGUACGCAUGCGCCGAUCAAAAUAGUGCCGUUCUCGCUUAGCGUGCCCGACGCCAUUCUCUUUAAUUUGACGUUGUGCGAGAACGGCAUUAAUAAAUUGCACAAACAAUCGAUGUCUUCUGAAAGAACAACAUCAAGUGUUCCUAUGAAAUGGACUGAGCUGCAUGAUGAGAUAUUUGUACGAGAAAUUUUGUUGAUUCAACCAUGGAGCAGUAAGAAAGCAUCUCCUGAAAGAGGAGAAGCAUGGAUGAAGAUAGCUACUUCAUUGAAUUCUUUGGAAACACCAACGUUUCGUGUAACUCAAAGGUCCGUACGUGAUCGAUAUGCUGUGCUUGAAAAGAAACCUAAGAAGAAAAUCUGUGAUGAAAUUCUUGCAAGUGGAAUAUCAUGCGAGGAGAAUGAAGUAGAUCUUGGCAUGGAUGAAAUUAUUACAUUGUUUCAUGAAGCUGAUAUGGAGCACGAAAGAGCAUCAAAGGAAAAGAAAAGAAAACUUGAGGAGGAAGCCAGUCAGGCAGCUGAAAUGAGACAGCAAUCCCUUGAAUCGUUUGGUGAAACUCACAAGAGAUCAGAGUUUACUGAUUCUGAGGUAAAAACUGCCAAAAGAAAACGCAGUAGUGGUUCUGACAUGGUUUUGUAUUUAAGAGAAAAAAGUGAGAGAGAGGCUGAGUUGAAGAAGAAGGAAUUGGAAAUUAUGCAGCAACAAACUGACAAAGAUUAUGAAUUAAAAGAAAAUGACAUGAAACUUAGAAAAGAAGCAAUGGAAGUAGCCCAAAAUCAAAAUAAUUCUGUGCUGAAUCAACUUAUCGAAUUGCAAAGGACUCAACAACAGCAAUUCAUGCAGUUAAUGAGGCAUCAGCAGGAGCAAAGUUCAUGCAUGAUGGCCCUUUUGAAUAAGUUAACUUCUGGAAAAUAAACAAUGACAUAGACUAUUACCAGAGAACAGCCUCCUCUUUUUGUUUAUGCUGUGAUGAUAACAGAUCAAAGUAAACUUGUUUACAAAUCUCAAUUGUUUCAGUUUUUUAAAUUAAAUAUGUAAAAAAGUAUAUGCAUUUUCAUGCUGUCUUUCAUAUUUUACAACUAUUGUGCAAAUGUUUAAAUUUUUGCAUUUAAA
Messenger RNA from Xenia sp. Carnegie-2017, 1412 nucleotides. RefSeq lists its product as uncharacterized. The transcript has 2 exons. Bases 414 to 1214 code for a protein of 266 amino acids. Lineage: Eukaryota; Metazoa; Cnidaria; Anthozoa; Malacalcyonacea; Xeniidae. The record is from RefSeq and is a predicted model, not a curated record.